Messenger RNA from Drosophila bipectinata, 611 nucleotides. RefSeq lists its product as uncharacterized. NCBI's taxonomy places the organism in Eukaryota, Metazoa, Arthropoda, Insecta, Diptera, Drosophilidae. The record is from RefSeq and is a predicted model, not a curated record.
GUCUUCGGGGUGUUAAAUUUCCAUAAAAUACGUAAAUCAAGCAACACGGCCAGUAUUAUUCAAAAUUUAAGUCCGCUAUGAUGAACAAUACCGACUUCUUAUCGCUGUGCAAGCCUCUGAUCGACAAUUCCAUGUCACUGCUCUGCUCGGGAAUGGUUCCGGAGCACCUGAGCAAGAAGUACCACAACAAGCUAUUGCGACCCAACGAUCCGUACACUAUCUUUCAGUUGAACAGAAGCCCGGAAACCUACUUGGUGACCUUUCAGAGCCUCGAGAUGCCAGACUGCCUGAACAUCACCCUCCUGGACCUAUAUAACUUCAAAUGCCUGAACCAUCACAACGAACAGAAGGAGCUGCACUUUGGCUACAGCUACCGCAUGUGCUUCAAUCACUCCAUGAACCUCACCGACGAACUGAGCCAGAACUGUGGGGCCCGGAACUACGCCUACAACCGGCAGUCGGGAUACUACUUUGCCAACGAGGACAACAGCCUGGAUAUUCAUUUAAUUUCGAAUAGUGGCGUCUUUGUGGGCUCUGCGGCAUUGUUUUUCUAUCUGGUGUGGUCUCUUCUGAUGGUUCUCAUUCUGCGAUGGAGCGACCUUCGAAGUUGA